UGGGCACAUCCGAUCCACAAACCCUAUUUCUCGUUCUCCCAUCGCAAUACGAACUUUUGCUUUUUCAGCAUCACGAAGUUCAACUUUAUGUUGCCAUUCAAUUAUGAUUUUAUUAUUACCUUACCCCAAUUUUGAUCUCACAAGCUUAGAUCACUCACAACAACCUCAAUCGUUCAUGGCAUAUUAGCGUUCAUCAACAACACACAGGUGUGUGCAUAGGAUUGAAGUUUGCAAUGGAGGUUGAUUUGAAUGAAAAUUUAGAUGGAAUAGAAGAGCGACUGAGAAGACUAGAAGGUGCAGCUUUUAGGGCAAGGCAACGUCAGAGGCGACGACUGAGUCAUGCUCCGAUUCAGAUCGUUAACCACGCCGGAGAAGUGGUUACAGUGGCUCAUCUUCAAGAUGAAGAAGUGGUGCACGGUGGUGAUUUUGGAGGAGAAAUUACAGAAGAAACAAAGGGUAAAAGAAAGGCUAGUUAUUUGGUUGCUAAAGCAUUAGGGUUGAGAACCAAUGAAGGUGAGGGUUUUGCUGCAAAGUUGUUUCACUGUAAUGUGUGUUUGAAGAGGGCAAAGGAUCCUGUUUUGACUUGUUGUGGUCACUUGUUUUGUUGGGCUUGCUUUCACAAGUUGCCAUUGCCAUGUUCUUAUUCAAAGGCAAAGGAAUGUCCAGUUUGUGAAGGAGAGGUCACAGAUGAAAGUCUUACCACAAUAUAUGGCAAUUCAAAUGUUCAUAGUGAAGUUGAUGAUGAAGCAAGUAAUGAAAUUCCUCCCAGACCCUGUUCCAGGAGGGUUGAGAGCACUAGGCAGAUAUUCAGAAAUUGAGCAUUGUUGUGGGUUUAGUUAGAAAUUAGAAAUUAGAAAUCUCGAUCAAUAUAGAGUUUUUCAGUUCCAUGUAGGGUUUAAUCUUUGCAUUUUAAGGUUUAGGUGUGCUUGGAGAAUCAUUUUCACAUCCUUUGAUCGGUCAUUAGUAGUACAUUUUAUUUCAAAAUGAUUUGUAUGUUGUAGAUGUAAUGCAUUCCUAUUUU
Messenger RNA from Vigna unguiculata (cowpea), 1021 nucleotides. RefSeq names its product E3 ubiquitin-protein ligase RMA3-like. Gene Ontology annotation, molecular function: ubiquitin protein ligase activity. NCBI's taxonomy places the organism in Eukaryota, Viridiplantae, Streptophyta, Magnoliopsida, Fabales, Fabaceae. The record is from RefSeq and is a predicted model, not a curated record. Gene Ontology annotation, cellular component: endoplasmic reticulum. Gene Ontology annotation, biological process: ubiquitin-dependent protein catabolic process.